Dibothriocephalus latus is the source of this 1536-nucleotide messenger RNA. The record is from the annotation of a GenBank genome assembly. Lineage: Eukaryota; Metazoa; Platyhelminthes; Cestoda; Diphyllobothriidea; Diphyllobothriidae.
CCUGAAAGGUUUGAUGCCUGCAUCCGUCGGUUGCGCAAAACGCACUGGAUGCUGACGGCUUUUCAGGAAUCCGCGGCCGCAGACCACCUGCCUGUCGAAAAAUCUGAAAUUCCCAACUUGUGUUGCCCCCUGGUGAUUAGCACACUCGUAACUGUGCUUCGCCGACUAAAUAUUGCAUACUUCUUCACGGACUUCGAGGUGGAAAGGCUGAUUGCGGGACUGGCCAUCAAGUUGGGCUGUCCGGUCAUGAGCAGGGAUUCCGACUUCUUCAUAUUCAGCAAUUACUGGGGCGAGACCUGUGGCUACUGUGCAAUUCAGCCUCUGCCAUUUAACGUUCAACCUAAGCUCUUUGAAGAUAAUCUAUGUGCUGACUGCGCCCAAAAGGAAAUAUCGCGACAGCUUUAUAAACAGAGCCAGAAACGAAACAAAAACUAUUGUUACUACCUUGAGGCAACAAGUUUUGCGCCCGAACAGGGUGCCUUUUCAAGACUAGCCGCACCCCUCAGGCCAGUGUUUGCUGUCCUCUGGGGCAAUGACUAUGUCCCCUUGCGCUACUUUGAUCCCUAUCUGCCGAGUACAGUCACAGACGCUGUGAACGCGGAUGGCUGCUUCGACAUCCUGCAGAAAAUGGAGAAUCUGAUUUCCUGGCUAUCCAGCUUCGGCUCAAGUCUACAGGAACCGAUCAAUUAUGUUUUGUCGAGGGUGCCACCAGCCAAGAGGGCAGAGGCUGAGGAAACGUUUUUCACGGCACUCAGUCUCUACUGCAUAGAUUGCAAACGUGAUCUCGAACGCUAUGGGAAGUUUACUGGAUUUGCUGCUUCAAAAUUCUUGACGGAUGCGUCGGCGACUCCAAGCAGCAAAAACAGUGCAAAUUCAACAGCAGCGGAAUAUGCCAAAAGAGCACGACAAAUUCUGUUGGGGGGACAGGGGGAAACUGUGAUCCCCGACCUGACCGAAAAGUGGCCCAAAGCCCUGAGAGAAUACUUUAGAACCCAACCGACAUUUAGACUUUUUAAUGCUGUCUACAGCUUCCCUCAUUUGUGUGGUUUUGGCAUCCAGGAUAUGCGACUAGCCGAACGAGCUGACUUCUGCGCACAAGGUCUUCGCCAGCUCAUCUACAGCGUCAUCUUCCACCUCGAAAAAGGCGAUAGGCGAAACCUGCAUGGUGUAAAGGGUCCCACCGCCCGCGCCCAAGUUGCUGAAAUCAAGAUCAAUACAGAAGGGCAGCCGGAAUGGACUGCCGUGCAACUGCUCCCACUGCAGAUCACUACGCCAUUGCGGUUGUUGAAGUCCGUCUCCGGGGAGACGAACCUUAACUUUGCAUGCAUUCACAUCUACGCCCAGCUGCAGGUAACAUAUUGCACACUAAUUACGCUAGUUGCAGUCCUCACUUCCACCAUGGCCUCCAGGGAGCCCGUUGAUUUUGGCUCAAAUGACGAGGCCACGCUCUGCUUUCCGUCUGGACGCCUUGCAUACAGACUGGCUGUUCGGUUGAGUUUGCUGCCACAGAACGAGCGGCAGAAGGAGUUAUGUGAG